Onychostoma macrolepis is the source of this 4178-nucleotide messenger RNA. Its product is annotated as integrin alpha-M-like. The transcript is spliced from 30 exons. Lineage: Eukaryota; Metazoa; Chordata; Actinopteri; Cypriniformes; Cyprinidae. Gene Ontology annotation, biological process: cell adhesion mediated by integrin; integrin-mediated signaling pathway; cell-cell adhesion. Gene Ontology annotation, cellular component: external side of plasma membrane; integrin complex. Gene Ontology annotation, molecular function: integrin binding. The coding region runs from base 84 to 3482 and encodes 1132 amino acids. The record is from RefSeq and is a predicted model, not a curated record.
CUUUUCACAUCUGUGAACCACAUCUAGUCUCACUUUAGCAUACGAUUUCAUGUAUCCUUCAUAUCUGCAUUUGACAGGUUAUAAUGGACCAGAACUUUUGCAUCAUAUUAUGCAUCUUUUGUGUAUCUCAGUCAGUGAUGGCCUUUAACAUUGAUCCUUCUACCUGGAAAACGCUCACUGCAUCACAGAAUGUAUGCUUUGGCUAUAAGGUUAUACAGAAAGACGCAUCAAGUCUGAUUGUGAGUGAUCCUUUAAUUCAAAUCAAUCAAGUUCAGAGAGGCCGGAUUUAUAACUGUCUUGCCACACAAGGAACCUGCUCAUCAAUUAAUUUGAAUGUGCCCUCGGAAGCUGUCAACAUGUCUCUUGGACUUUCCUUGGUUAAAGAUGCACAAUCUUCAAAGGUGGCGAUUUGUGGUCCAACCAUUCCAAAGACAUGCGUAGCAGUUACCACAUACAAUGGCAUGUGCUUUAUCAGUGAAAACAAUGUGUAUCAACCUAUUCAACCAAUUCCGAGCUCUCUGAGAGACUGUCCUGGUCAGAUUGACAUAGCCUUUCUGUUAGAUGGAUCUGGGAGUGUAAGGGCUAAUAAUUUUGAGACGAUGAAGACUUUUGUGACAAAUGUGAUGAAGCGUUUUACUGAGCGGGAUGCACAGUUUGCCAUUGCACAGUACUCCAGAGGUUGUACAAUUCACUACGAUUUUAAUCGGCUCAAAAUUCAAGAUGCAUGGGAAGAUAAGGUGACGGGUAUACAGUACCAGAGAGGAGACAGCACUUUCACUGCAACAGCCAUCAUAAAACUUGUGAAUGAUCUAUUUAAACCUGCUGUAGGGUCAAGACUAUCAGCAAAAAAAGUCUUGGUUGUUAUUACUGAUGGAGCUUCACAUGACAGGAACUUAUUGAAAGAUGCAGCAAUACAGGCAGAGGCAAAGUACAUAACACGAUUUGCGAUUGGGGUUGGUAAUGCUUUUAAUGAUAACAGUGCGAAAGCAGAGCUGAAUACAAUUGCUUCUGAUCCAGAUACUGAUCACGUGUUCGAAGUGACAGACUUUAAUGCACUGAACAAUAUUCUUCAAAAACUGGAGGAGAACAUUAUUGCCAUUGAAGGAACCCAAACUUCAGGUGAUUCCUCUAGAAUGGAGUUUGCACAGGAUGGAUUCAGCACAGCUUUCACAUCAUAUGGAAGUGUGUUAGUGAGUGCUGUGGGAGCUUUCCAGUGGAAAGGUGGUUAUCAGGAAUAUUUUCCCGACAGCUCCUUUCAAAAAGGCAUUGUGCAUGAAAGCUAUCUAGGUUAUUCAAUGGCUGUUGCUGCAGUGUCAAGGACUAGCUAUGCUAUUCUAGGAGCUCCAAGAUACAAGCAUCAAGGACAAGUCAUUGUUUCACAGCUCAGAACCAACCAAGAUCAACUGCUGUACUCUCCCAGGCCUCAGAUUGGCUCAUAUUUUGGAGCUGAAGUUUGUGUGGUGGAUUUGAACAGUGAUUCCAAUACAGACCUCCUAUUGGUAUCUGCACCAACAUACACGGAGCCUGAUCGGGAGGGCAAAGUUUUUGUUUACACCUUUACGAGUCAGUUUGUUAUUUCUGAUGUGGUGCUGGUGGGAAUGGCAGGUCAGAGGGGUCGGUUUGGCUCUUCUCUGGCCAGUCCAGCAGAUCUGAAUGGUGAUGGUUUCAGGGAUGUGCUGAUUGGAGCUCCUUUAGAGGAAGAUGGACAGGGCAGCAUCUAUGUCUUCAAUGGAGGAGUAGUUCAAAUAAAUCCCACAUAUUCACAGAGGAUUGCUGGAUCAUCUGUGCGACCAGGUUUGCGGUUCUUUGGGAUUUCGUUGAGUCAGUCCUCUCUAGACCAGACUCAAGACAGCCUUCCUGAUAUUGCUGUUGGGUCCAUGGGAGCAGUUCUUCUUUUCAGGUCUAGACCCAUCAUGGUUUUGAACAUCAAAGUAACUUACAUUCCAUCCAAUAUACCAACCAGUGUAACAGACUGCACAAAGCCAUUGAAAAACAACCUAAUGGUGUGCUUCACCAUGAGAGGAUACAAACAUCACAUAACAGAUUUGGCUGCAAAUAUUAAUUACACCGUAGCACUGGAUGCCAAGCGACAGAAAUAUCGAGCAUAUUUCUCUGCCAAAAACCGCCUCCUCAGUGAUGAGAUGAAGAUUGGGUUGCAGGAAGUAUGCAAAAGCCAUGCUUUUUUUAUAGAGGCUUGUCCAGAAGAUGCUUUGAACCCGUUGUCCAAUCAGUUACAUUUUACAUUUGAGGGUCUUCCAUCUACAGCAAUGCAAAACUUGAGACCAGUACUCCAUCCAGACAUAAAGACCACCACCGAUCACAAUCUAGAUUUCGAGAUAGACUGUGGAAUUGAUAAUUUAUGUGUCGAUGACCUCAGAAUGGAUUUCAAUUUCUCUGGAUCUACAAAUAUAGAGGUUGGGAUCAUGCAGGAGAUCAAUGUGACAGUGUUUGUAGAGAACAGAGGAGAAAACUCAUAUAACACACUCUUCAUCCUUAACUACCCCUUUGGACUUUCCUACAGGAGAAUCACAUCUAAACAGGGCAGAGUGGAGUGUGUGUCUCUGGAUGGUGUGCAAGGAGUUAAACUAGGAGAAACCACCUGCUUCAUCAGUAAACCCAUCCUCAAGGACAAUUCUCAGGUUGUGUUUGAGAUUACCUACAGCAUUAAUAAAGAAAGUACACUGGGCCAAAAUGUGACAUUUAAGGCUGUGGUCAUGAGUGGGAAUGACAGACACUCGAACAACAGUGAGUUUUUCAAAGAAAGGACAGUUGGUGUCAAAUAUGCCAUCUAUAUUGCUUUGAUAAGGCAUGAAAAUUCCACCAUCCACAUUAAUUUUACUUCAGGGAAAAAGGAUCUUAUGAAACCGGUCCAGCAAAUAAUAAAGAUUGAAAAUGACCUUAGAGAAUUAACUUUCAAGGUUUUCAUCAAAGUACCAGUGAAAGUUGGUGAUGCUGACAUCUGGACUAAUUCAAAUCUGCAAAUUUCUGGCUGUAAGAGGGAGAACAUGAAGAAGCCUAUUAUCACCAAUUUUAUGGACAUUAUUAAAAGUCAACGUGUAGUGAACUGCUCUGUGGCGGUGUGUGCUGAGUUCAGCUGUGACGUUACUCUCAUAAAGAAUGACAGGAUACUCUAUAAUAUAACUGGAAAUGUCAGCUCUGGAUGGAUUGAGCAGACUGGACUCAGAGCUGCUGUUUUUCAGCUGGUCAGUUCAGCAUCUCUGGAUUAUGACAAGAACAAAUAUGUUUUCUUUUCCUCUGAUUCUCAACAAACUGCACCGUCUGUACAGAUUAAUACUCAAGUGGAGGUGUACGAGGAGGUGGACCUGACUAAAGAGAUCAUUGGAGGUGUAAUAGGAGGACUGCUGCUAUUGGCUCUCAUCACAGCUGCCCUCUAUAAGGCUGGAUUCUUCAAAAGCCAGUACAAGCAGAUGCUGGAGGAGGCUCAGGGGGACGCAGGAGGACAGCCAAACAUGCCACAAUAAUUUGCACUCAAACUGUUAGGAGAUGCUUGUGUGUUUUGUGUGCUUGAGAAUGAAACAUUAAUUUAUUUAUCACCUAGCAGAAAUAUUAGUAAAAUUGGAGGACAUUGGGCACACAAAAUAAAAGAAAAUAGGCAAUUUCACCAUUUUAUCUGACAUUUCUGAAUUUAUUUCUCAGAAUUGUGAGAUAUAAAGUCAGAAUUCUCUAAUUUGUUCUUGCAAUUCCAAAUUUCUCAUCUAACAAUUCUAUUUUGUCUUGUAAUUACUAGUUUACAUAUCACAACUGUUCCUCAAAGAAUUUUGAGUUUAUAUCUCAUGUAAGGGGAAAAGGGUAUUUCUGAGAUAUGGAUUUGCAGUUAACUUUAUUUAUUUUUUUUUUUUUUUAUUCUGUUGCAGAAACAAACUUCCAUAAUAUAAUAGGGAUUUGCUCUUGAUGUAUUUUAAAAAUGUUUUACUGCUUUCUGCUUAAUAUAGUGAUAUUGUUUAUUUUACUAAACCUUCUUAUUAUUUGCAGAUCAUUUACAUUGUUUAUAAAUGACACUGUUGGUAAGAAGGAAAAUAAAAGCUAAAAUGAAAUAUUUUUGUUCAUAUGCAUUAUACUUAUUCUUGUGCAUUUUUUAUAUGCACACAUUCAUUUGUGUAGAAAAUGAACAUUUUUGUUUGAGCAUUUGAGUGUUUGUGAAUAUAUAAGCUAUCAGA